This is a messenger RNA of Solenopsis invicta (red fire ant), 1331 nucleotides long. It is a transcript of the gene eIF2Bbeta, whose product is annotated as translation initiation factor eIF-2B subunit beta. The transcript is spliced from 6 exons. Gene Ontology annotation, biological process: translational initiation. Gene Ontology annotation, molecular function: translation initiation factor activity; guanyl-nucleotide exchange factor activity. Gene Ontology annotation, cellular component: eukaryotic translation initiation factor 2B complex. Bases 145 to 1203 code for a protein of 352 amino acids. The record is from RefSeq and is a predicted model, not a curated record. NCBI's taxonomy places the organism in Eukaryota, Metazoa, Arthropoda, Insecta, Hymenoptera, Formicidae.
GACGAAUUUGUUAAUGAUUUGCGACGUCACAGAACGUGGUACUCAGGGUACUCUCCUUCGGAGAUCCAACCACAGAACCAACAAAACGAUUCAGCGCCCAACAAAGAAAACGAGUCACAAACCGUUAGAGAUCGACAAGAGAACAUGAUGAGCGACUUGAAUUCAAAAGAUGUCAACAAAUGUGUGCUGAAACUGAUAAAAAACAUUCACUAUGAACAAAUCAAAGGCACUUAUAAUAUCGUAAUGACCACGCUUUCGGUACUCAAGGAAAUUGUCAAUAAUACAGAAUGGAAUACAGCGAAAGAUUUGAUGGAUGUUGUUACAUUAAAUGGAAAGUAUCUGAUUAAAAUGCUUCCCCUUCAAACUUGUAUUGGAAAUAUAGUAAGAAGGGUACUGCAGAUUAUUAGGGAAGAAUAUACCUCGGAAUUGAAGAAUGAGACGGAUGAGACUCAAGAGUCCUUGCACAAAAUUCUCACUGCUGAGAAUAACCAACAGAUAGAUUUCAAUGUUUCAAAACCUUUUCUCAAAGCCUCUCUGAUUCAACAUAUUAACGAAUUUGAAACAGAGUUGGAAACAUGUUCGGAUAACAUCACGAAACAAGCGUCCAAGCAUAUACACUCAAAUGAAAUUAUAAUGACCAUUGGUAAGUCGAGGUUGGUGGAAGAUUUUUUUAAAGAGGCCGCCGUUAGUAGAGCCUUCGACGUUAUAGUAGCCGAGGGCGGGCCAUCUUUAAGUGGUCAAGAAAUGGCAGUGAACUUGGCCAAGGCAGGUAUCAAGACCACGCUGAUAUCGGACGUGGCAAUCUUCGCAAUGAUGUCUCGCGUCAACAAAGUCAUCAUUGGUACUCACACCGUCCUAGCGAAUGGCGGACUUCGGGCGAUAUCGGGCGCAUAUACCGUUGCACAAGCCGCCAAGCACUAUUCUGUACCAGUGAUGGUUCUGCUGCCGCUCUACAAGCUAGCGCCUCUUUAUCAUUGCUCAAGCAAACAGAAUGGCUUCAAUUCUCUCGUUUCGCCAAUGCACGGUGUAAUCGACAGCGCCAACGCACCAUUGCUGGAACGGAUACAGACGUACAAUCCCAUGUUUGAUUACGUUCCACCAGAACUUGUGACAUUAUUUAUUUCGAACACGGGUGGAAACGCACCGUCUUAUGUAUACAGAUUGCUUAGUGAAUUAUACGAUCCUGAUGACUAUGAAUUAUAAGUAAUUUUAUAUAUAUUAACUAUUCACGUUUCUUAUAAUAUUUCUUACAAUAUAGUUUUUAAGUAAAUAUAUGUAAAUAUGUUUAUAUCUAUAAAGUAAAUAUAAAUAAACAUUUUAUUUUUAAUAUG